UUAUUUUAUAUAAAUUCAAUUUAGACAAUGUUGCGUGCCAUUCAAAAACGAACAUUCAUUCGGCAAUCAUUUGUUAAACAUGUUGCAAAACGAAACUUGGCAACAGUUGCUAAGGAUAUAGAAAAUGCUUAUGAUGUAGUUAUUAUUGGUGGAGGUGUUGCAGGUGUUAGUCUUGCUUGUUCACUAGCCUCUAGUCAAACUAUGCGUCAAUAUCGUAUAGCACUUGUAGAAACUAUGGAUUUAACAAAAGUUAAAAACUGGGAGCCUAAAGAAAAUAAUUAUUCAAAUCGUGUUGUUUCUUUAACACCUGGUUCAAUGGGCUUUUUUAAAAGAAUUGGAGUAGCAAACCACAUGAACUUAAAUAGAGUCAAUGGAAUUCGUGAUAUGCAAGUAUGGGAUGGUAUAACAGAUGCUCGUAUUCAUCUAGAUUCGGCCCUUUUAAAAAAUUAUGGAAUUGAUAAAGAUCUUGAAGAAAAUACAAUUUCAUAUAUUGUAGAAAAUAUUAAUAUCCAAAGCGCAACUUUAAAACGUCUCGACGAAUGUGUUCGAGAGGGAGCUCAAGUUGACCUGAUUCAACAAGUUAAGGUUUCUAAUAUUGAACGUUAUUUGGAAGAAAAUGAAAAGAAAAAGGAACAUUCAAAAGAAAAGGAAGAAGAAGUAAGCUCUUUAGAUUUACAAGAUUGGCCCACAGUCUACUUGGAUAAUGGAAGGAAAUUAAAAGCCCGUUUAUUGAUUGGUGCAGAUGGUAUUAAUAGUUUAGUUCGUAAAUUUGCUUAUAUUGAUUCGCUUGGAUGGGAUUAUGACACACAUGGUGUUGUAGCUACGUUAAAGCUAGACCCUGAACGCCCUAAUAAUACUGCAUGGCAACGAUUUCUACCCACUGGUCCAAUUGCUAUGCUUCCUCUUAGUGAAAAUUAUGCAUCAUUAGUAUGGUCUACUAAACCAUCUAUUGCAAAGGCACUUAAAAAUGUAUCAUCUAAAGACUUUUGUAGUCUUAUUAAUGCAGCCUAUCGAAUGUCUAAUGUUGAUUUAAAAUAUCUUUAUAAACAAAUCAACCCUACUACAUUUGAGUCUGCUUGCGAUAUUCAAGAAGAAUAUAAUUGGAGAGAAAGUGUAGCAAAAAAGGCUUUAACGAGUGGCCAAGCUAUUCUAGACCGUGAAUAUUCACUACCUCCUGAAGUCAUUGAUGUGCAGGAAAAAUCAAGAGCUUCAUUUCCAUUCAGGUUAAGAAAUUCAGAACAGUAUGUAAGUGACCGUGUUGCACUUGUAGGAGAUGCUGCCCAUGCCACACACCCGUUAGCAGGUCAAGGUAUGAAUCAGGGUUUAUUAGACGUUGAAUGCCUUUCACAAAUUUUGGAAAAGGGGCUUAGAGAAGGACAAGAUAUCGGUAGUAUUCAUUUAUUGAGACAAUAUGCAUCUGUUCGCUAUUUGCGUAAUAUUAUGAUGAUCAGCACUUGUGACAAACUACAUCGUCUAUUUUCUACAGAUGCGUCACCUAUUACCUGGGUCCGCUCCAUUGGAUUAAAUGCUAUUAAUAACAUGGACUUUUUAAAGGCUGAAAUUAUGAAAUACGGAAUGGGUAUUGAAUAUUCAGGCGAAUUUAGACAUUAAAAAAAAAUGUAUUUUUUUUUUUAAUUGGGUGCUGGACUAUAAACACCUGACAGCUGUAUAUUACAUAAAUAUCCCAAUAUAUGCUAUAUAUGAAACUCGUUAUUUCUUCUGAUA
This is a messenger RNA of Cokeromyces recurvatus, 1725 nucleotides long. RefSeq lists its product as uncharacterized. Gene Ontology annotation, cellular component: mitochondrion. Gene Ontology annotation, molecular function: FAD binding; oxidoreductase activity, acting on paired donors, with incorporation or reduction of molecular oxygen, NAD(P)H as one donor, and incorporation of one atom of oxygen; 2-octaprenyl-6-methoxyphenol hydroxylase activity. Gene Ontology annotation, biological process: ubiquinone biosynthetic process. NCBI's taxonomy places the organism in Eukaryota, Fungi, Mucoromycota, Mucoromycetes, Mucorales, Mucoraceae. The record is from RefSeq and is a predicted model, not a curated record. The coding region runs from base 28 to 1611 and encodes 527 amino acids. The transcript is spliced from 6 exons.